Molecule: messenger RNA, 669 nt
Organism: Mytilus trossulus (common blue mussel)
Lineage: Eukaryota; Metazoa; Mollusca; Bivalvia; Mytilida; Mytilidae
Exons: 2
Coding region: 1-669 (222 amino acids)
Molecular function (GO): protein binding
Source: RefSeq, a predicted model, not a curated record
AUGCGCGUUGAAUUUGAGGAAUUAUGGAAACACCAAGCAUCACAAGAUAAAAGGAUUCAUGAACUUGAACUAACUAUUGAGAAUCAAAAUAAGCAAAUUAAGAAUUUGAAAUUAAGAUGCAUCGAUAAAGAGGAGAAUUACUUAAACAGACUCUUUAAAGAAGACUCACAGUUUAUAAACCCAAACUUCGAAAGCGAACAAUUGGUAGGACCACAAAAUAACCAAAGUGAUAUUUUGAAAACCCAAACAAUGGAGGUGAUUCACAAAGAUGGGAAGACGAGUUUAACGAGUAGACGACACAUGGUGAAAAAGGACAGAGAUUACAAAAGAAAAAGACGUCGAAUGAAUACAGACUCUGCCAACACAAUAGCUUUCUAUGCUUACAUGAGCACACAUGAAGGAAACCCAGGGCAGCAUCAGACUCUGAUUUUUGACGUGGUGAAGACAAACCUUGGAUCAUUUUAUAGCAAACACAGUGGGGUUUUCACUACACCAGAACAGGGAACUUACGUUUUCACGUGGUCAAUAAUAUCAGACUUCAAUACUGAUUAUAUCUUUACUGAAAUAGUUAUAAACUCUGUACCUUUUGGAAGCAUACUUUCCAACAGUGAAGAAGUACAUGAUGAUCAUACAACUACUGGCAUUGUAGUAGCACAAUUGAACAAGUAG